UGUUCUUUUUGUCUUCUCCUUCCCUUCUCCCGCCUGACUCUCCUCCAGGAAUCCAUCAGUGAUUUCUACUGGUAUUAUUCUGGGAAGGAUGUUAUUGAUGAGCAGGGCCAGAGAAACUUCUCCAAGGCAAUAAAUGUGGCUAAGCAGGUUUUCAACACGCUCACUGAGUACAUCCAGGGUCCGUGUACGGGCAACCAGCAGAGUUUGGCUCAUAGUCGCCUGUGGGACGCUGUGGUCGGGUUUCUGCACGUCUUCGCUCAUAUGCAGAUGAAAUUGUCUCAGGACUCAAGUCAGAUUGAGUUACUGAAAGAACUGAUGGAUCUUCAGAAAGAUAUGGUGGUCAUGCUGCUGUCCAUGCUGGAGGGUAACGUGGUGAAUGGGACCAUUGGGAAGCAGAUGGUGGACAUGUUGGUGGAGUCCUCCAACAAUGUGGAGAUGAUCCUCAAGUUUUUUGACAUGUUCCUCAAGCUGAAAGACCUGACCUCCUCAGACGCCUUCAAGGAGUACGACCCUGACGGAAAAGGUGUCAUCUCCAAGAGGGACUUCCAUAAGGCCAUGGAGAGCCACAAACACUACACCCAGUCAGAGACAGAGUUCCUCCUCUCCUGUGCUGAGACCGAUGAGAAUGAACUGCUGGACUAUGAAGAAUUUGUGGAGCGCUUUCAUGAGCCAGCCAAGGACAUCGGCUUCAAUGUGGCGGUGCUGCUGACCAACCUGUCGGAGCACAUGCCUCAUGACACGCGGCUGCAGACCUUCCUGGAGCUGGCGGACAGCGUGCUGAACUACUUCCAGCCCUACCUGGGCCGCAUCGAGAUCAUGGGCAGCGCCAAGCGCAUUGAGAGGGUCUACUUCGAGAUCAGCGAGUCCAGUCGCACACAGUGGGAGAAACCUCAGGUAAAAGAAUCUAAGCGGCAGUUCAUCUUUGAUGUGGUCAACGAAGGAGGGGAGAAGGAGAAGAUGGAGCUGUUUGUAAAUUUCUGCGAGGACACCAUCUUUGAAAUGCAGCUGGCGGCUCAGAUGUCUGACGCUGGCGAGCGCUCAGCGGUGAAAGAGGAGAGUGAGCGGGAGAAGCCGGACGAGGAGAACUCUGAGAUGGGCUUCUUCUCCGUCAGCACUGUGCGCAUGGCUCUGUUAGCUCUGCGCUACAAUGUCAUGCUGCUGAUAAAGGUCCUCUCUAUGAAGAGUUUGAAGAAGCAGAUAAAGAAGAUAAAGAGCAUGACAGUGAAGGACAUGGUGACCACGCUGGUCUCUUUCUACCUGUCCGUGAUGCUGGGCUUCCUCCACAUAGCGUUCAGUGUGGCCCGAGGAUUUUGCCGAAUCUUUUACAACACCUUCAUGGGAGGCAAUCUGGUGGAGGGGGCCAAAACCAUAAAGGUGUCAGAGCUGCUGGCCGACAUGCCUGACCCCACCCAGGACGAGGUGAGGGGUGAGGGGGAGGACAGAGAGAAGAGGGCCCCCCCUAAAGAGGACCUGGCUGACCUGGCAGUGAACACCAGUGAGACGGAGCUGCUUUCAGACAUCUUCGGCCUGGACCUGAGAAGAGAGGGCGGCCAGUACAAGAUCACCCCUCAUAACCCCAACGCCAGCCUGACGGAGCUGCUCAACACCCCGGUUCCUCCCCCGGCACCCCCAACUCCAACCACCAAACCCCCAGAGCUCAGACGGAGGAAUCAGUCGAAGAGCUCUUCCUCAGAGGAGAAGGACACAACAGCAGAGACAGAAUGUGAACCUGAGGAAACACCAGAGGGUGGACAUGUAGAGAAGCAAGAGAAACAACAGAAGAAUGAGAAGAUGAAGCCAAAAGUGAGAAGGCAUCACACCUCGAAGUCUGAUGAACCGGACCUGCAGGAGUCAGCUUUCCUAAAGAAGAUCAUCGCCUACCAGAGGAAACUUCUGAACUACUUUGCCAGGAACUUCUACAACAUGAGGAUGCUGGCGCUGUUUGUUGCCUUUGCAAUCAAUUUCAUCCUCCUUUUCUAUAAGGUUUCUACAUCCUCCUCUGUGGUUGAGGAAAGGGAAGUGGUGUACACUAGCAGCCAAUCUGACAGCAGAAUUCAGUGGGAUCCACUGGGAGGAGAAGCAAUGGAGACGAAGCAGGAGGUGAUGGAUGAGGGGGGGGAGCCCCUGAAACCCGUCACAGUGCGCUUUGUCUUAGAGGAGAGCACCGGGUACAUGGAGCCCAUGUUACGCAUCCUGGCUGUCCUCCACACUGUCAUCUCCUUCUUCUGCAUCAUCGGAUACUACUGUCUCAAGGUGCCAUUGGUGAUCUUUAAGCGUGAAAAGGAAGUGGCCAGGAAGCUGGAAUUUGAUGGGCUUUAUAUCACAGAGCAACCCUCUGAGGACGACAUCAAAGGCCAGUGGGACCGACUGGUGAUCAACACACAAUCUUUCCCCAACAACUACUGGGAUAAGUUUGUGAAGAGGAAGGUACGUGUCUCUGUGUUUGCAGACAUAUUCACAAAGGAUCUUAUCGUACCACCAGGAGGC
Molecule: messenger RNA, 2487 nt
Organism: Notothenia coriiceps (black rockcod)
Lineage: Eukaryota; Metazoa; Chordata; Actinopteri; Perciformes; Nototheniidae
Product: ryanodine receptor 2-like
Exons: 15
Biological process (GO): striated muscle contraction; intracellular calcium ion homeostasis; release of sequestered calcium ion into cytosol by sarcoplasmic reticulum
Cellular component (GO): sarcoplasmic reticulum membrane; Z disc; sarcolemma
Molecular function (GO): ryanodine-sensitive calcium-release channel activity; calcium ion binding
Source: RefSeq, a predicted model, not a curated record